AUAAAUCCUGAGAUUCCUGAUCUGCGUUUUCUCAUUCGUUUUGCUGUGCGUUUUUACGGACACAGAGUGCGAGAGCGAGAAGAAGAAGAAGAAGAAGAACGAGAGAGGAAGGAGACAGUUCAAGCCAGAGAAGAACAGGUGAAAAUCUUCGCUUUUGCAUUUCUCGCCCGUUUCAUAGCUACAUCAGGCUUGAUUCGUCUGGAUCUGGAUCGAACGGGCUCAUUUCGACCCGGAAAAGUGAAGUCAGAUCUCGUGUUGGAUGCUUCUGUUGCAGUAGCUUAGACUGAGGUUUGUCGCUGGGAUCUGGGAUCUGGAAUUUGGGAUGGAAGUUCCAUUGGUCACAAGGAGGAGAACGAUGGGGUUGUGUCACCUUUUCCUUUCUAUGGUUCUGUUUGCUCAGCUUUGUAAUGGGUUCUACCUACCGGGAAGCUACAUGCACAGUUAUUCGAAGGGUGAACACAUAUUUGCUAAAGUCAAUUCCUUGACCUCCAUUGAGACUGAGCUUCCUUUUAGCUACUACAGCCUUCCUUACUGCCAACCUCCUGGGGGGAUAAAAAAGAGUGCUGAAAAUCUCGGGGAGCUCCUGAUGGGCGAUCAGAUUGAUAAUUCUCCAUACCGGUUCCAAAUGAAUGUGAAUGAAUCUGUUUACCUCUGCACCACAAGUCCAUUGAACGAAAAUGAGGUAAAGUUGCUAAAACAAAGAACUCGUGAGUUGUACCAGGUCAAUAUGAUUCUGGACAAUUUGCCAGCAUUGAGAUAUGCGAAACAGAAUGGGAUCAAUAUCCAGUGGACAGGGUUCCCUGUUGGCUAUACACCCCCAAAUAGCAACGAUGAUUACAUUAUCAACCACCUAAAGUUCAAGGUAUUGGUUCAUGAGUAUGAGGGUAGCGGGGUGGAGGUAAUUGGUACCGGAGAAGAGGGCAUGGGUGUGAUUACUGAAUCUGAUAAAAAGAAGGCAUCUGGGUAUGAGAUAGUUGGUUUUGAAGUUGUGCCAUGCAGUGUUAAGUAUGAUCCUGAAAAGAUGAAAAAGCUCCAUAUUUAUGAUCAUGUUCUACCCGUGGACUGCCCUUUGGAUCUUGACAAAUCUCAAAUGAUAAGAGAGCAGGAGAUGAUCUCCUUCACAUACGAGGUUGAAUUUGUGAAAAGUGACACCAGAUGGCCUUCGAGAUGGGAUGCAUAUUUGAAGAUGGAAGGUGCUCGAGUUCACUGGUUUUCAAUCCUCAACUCUCUGAUGGUGAUAACUUUCCUAGCCGGUAUAGUCUUUGUCAUAUUCCUCAGGACGGUGAGAAGGGAUUUGACAAGGUAUGAGGAAUUGGACAAAGAAUCACAAGCGCAGAUGAAUGAGGAGCUCUCGGGUUGGAAGCUCGUCGUUGGUGAUGUCUUCAGGGAACCGGAAUGCUCGAAGCUUCUAUGUGUGAUGGUGGGGAAUGGGGUUCAGAUCACGGGAAUGGGAGUCGUCACGAUAGUCUUUGCGGCCCUCGGUUUCAUGUCACCGGCUUCACGAGGAAUGCUACUUACCGGUAUGAUAAUACUCUAUCUCUUUCUGGGUAUAGCUGCUGGUUAUAUCGGUGUACGCAUGUGGAGGACCAUCAAGGGAACUUCUGAAGGCUGGAGAUCUCUCUCAUGGUCUAUCUCUUGCUUCUUCCCGGGAAUCGCUUUCGUUAUCCUCACAGUGCUGAACUUCCUUCUCUGGAGCAAUAAGAGCACUGGAGCCAUCCCGAUCUCAUUAUACUUCAAACUCUUUGCCCUCUGGUUCUGCAUUUCAGUACCCCUCACUCUCUUCGGGGGCUUAUUCGGGACACGAGCCGAGCCAAUCCAGUACCCAGUCAGGACCAACCAAAUCCCGAGGGAGAUUCCGGCUGGUAAAUAUCCAUCAUGGGUUCUUGUCCUCGGGGCAGGAACACUCCCGUUCGGAACCCUUUUCAUAGAGCUCUUCUUCAUCCUCUCCAGCAUCUGGUUAGGAAGAUUCUAUUACGUUUUCGGGUUCUUGCUCAUCGUUCUUCUCCUCCUGGUUAUCGUCUGUGCUGAAGUAUCGGUCGUGCUAACUUACAUGAACCUCUGUGUCGAAGACUGGAAAUGGUGGUGGAAAGCCUUCUUCGCCUCGGGCUCGGUCUCUGUAUACGUCUUCGCCUACUCCAUCAACUACUUAGUGUUCGACCUCCAGAGCCUGAGCGGACCCGUUUCGGCCAUGCUGUAUCUCGGAUACUCGCUUCUAAUGUCAGUAGCAAUCAUGCUCUCGACCGGUACGAUCGGUUUCCUAACGUCGUUCUACUUCGUUCAUUACCUCUUCUCGUCGGUGAAGAUCGAUUGAAACAGCCGAGGAAAAUGCUUCAGGUAAUGGUUGGUUUGGUGACGUCCUUUUUUAUGGUUUGGUGUCUUGAGAGUGGAAGAGUUUUGUCACUUAAGUUCGGGAUCUAUUAUCCGUCUCUCUGUUUGUUUGUUUGUUUGUUUACAGGAAAUACAAAUCAUAAUCUUUUUUUUAUGGUAAUGAAUGAAAUUCCUUGUUUUGUUUG
This is a messenger RNA of Tarenaya hassleriana, 2513 nucleotides long. Its product is annotated as transmembrane 9 superfamily member 12-like. The transcript is spliced from 2 exons. The record is from RefSeq and is a predicted model, not a curated record. Gene Ontology annotation, cellular component: membrane. Lineage: Eukaryota; Viridiplantae; Streptophyta; Magnoliopsida; Brassicales; Cleomaceae. Gene Ontology annotation, biological process: protein localization to membrane. The coding region runs from base 323 to 2311 and encodes 662 amino acids.